AAUAUUUGAUCAAAUUUUUGUGUCGCUCUCUCAUCUGCAAAACGGUCACAGUGGGAGUGCAACGCCCAGAGAGAGAGAGCCGUGUACUCCACCCUUUCCUCCUCCUACCCACCAUUGCAUAUGACCCAAGCUUCAUAAUUUGCUCUCUCCUUCCCUCUCUCUCUCUCUAAAAUUCUCUCUCUAUCAUUUCAGUUUAACAGAGUGACAGACCUCUCUCUCUCUUGAAAAGGACCCAAACAUGCAGAGAACUGGUAGAGCAUGAUCUUCUUUCUAGCCUGCAAGAAGAAGAGAGCGGAAAAGCUAUUAUGCAGGAACCCAACUCUCUCUAGUGAGUCUACCUCCUUUCCUUUUCCUAUGGGCCUUCUUGUCAUGGACCUGGUAGCCCUGUCUCGUCCCAUCCCUUUGUCUGUCCUUCAAUCAAAUUCCAGUAAUUUAAGAACCAGACGCGUCAAUAGAAAGUUAAUUCUGAGCAAGCCCCUGAGGGUGAACCAUCUCUGCAACUCAUGCUCCAAGAGAAGCUCUUUAUGGAGAACAAUGGCUCUGGAUAGUGGCAAGCAUCUCAGAGCUCAGAGGAAGUAUUCGGUGGCAUUGGAUUUUCUCAGAGAGAGCGUAUCCGUCGAUACCCCGAACACUCAUAUCAUCCGAGGUGAUGAGGGUUUCAGAGAAAUUGGAGUUUCAGAGAAAGCACUUACAAUUCCUGGCUUACCAGACGAAUGUCUUGGCACUCCAAUCGCUAGCUGUUUCUGGGUAUGGAAACCUAAAUUUACAGUUCAUUAUGAGAAAGCGGGUUCAGAGAAUGUGAAUUCUCCUGCUCUUCUCUUUCUUCCUGGAUUUGGGGUUGGUUCCUUUCAUUUUGAGAAGCAAUUGAAGGAUCUUGGCAGACAGUAUAGGGUUUGGGCGGUUGAUUUUUUAGGGCAAGGCCUGUCUCUCCCGUCUGAGGAUCCUGCUCCUUCUAUUGGAGCUGGUACCUAUUCUUAUUGGGGUUUUGGGGUUGAGACACAGCCAUGGGCGAGCGACCUUGUUUACUCUGUCGAUCUCUGGCGCGAUCAAAUUCAAACUUUUGUGGAAGAGGUCAUUGGUGAACCAGUAUAUGUUGUGGGAAAUUCUUUAGGAGGGUUUGUGGGAAUAUACUUUGCAGCUUGCUACCCUCACCUAGUGAAGGGUAUUACUCUGCUCAAUGCAACACCAUUCUGGGGAUUUCUUCCAAAUCCUAAAAGGUCGCCGACGCUAGCCAAAUUAUUCCCCUGGGCUGGAACAUUUCCUCUGCCUGCUAAUGUGAGAAAGUUCAUGGAAUUUGUAUGGCAAAAGGUUAGUGAUCCUGAAAGCAUAAAGAAUAUCCUUGAGCAAGUUUAUGUGGAUCACUCAACAAAGAUUGACAAAGUGUUCUCCCGCAUAUUAGAAACUACUCAACACCCAGCGGCUGCUGCAUCAUUUGCUUCCAUUAUGUUUGCACCAAAAGGGGAGCUAUCUUUCCAAGAAGCUUUGUAUAGGUGUCAGAAGAACGGUGUAUCAAUUUGUCUCAUUUAUGGCAGAGAUGACCCUUGGGUGAGGCCCAUUUGGGGCCUCAAGGUGAAGCAAAGGAUGCCUGAAACUCCCUACUAUGAACUCAGUCCUGCUGGUCAUUGUCCCCAUGAUGAGGUUCCUGAGGUUGUGAACUAUUUAUUACGUGGGUGGAUUGGGAGCCUGGAGUCCCGAGGCUCCAUGGCAUUGCCUCUUCUUGACGAUCAUGAAUAUGCUCUACAAAGUGGCAUAUCUAGAGAUGUUGAAUUUGACAAAGAAGGAAAAAGAAAAUCAGUUCAAGUACGUUUCUUUGGGUCUAAUGCCUCUAUUUGGAACCAGCUAAGCUUUUACGUAAGGUCGUGGAUUAAAAAGCUUGGAAGCAGACUUCAGUGACGAAUGUGCUUUGGUGGUCUUUCUCACCAUAAAGCAUUAGCCCAUAUGGGUCAUAAAGGUUGGAAAUGCAUGUAUAUUAUUAUUCUUAAGUUGGGCCAUUUAUUUUUUUGUUUACUUUGUUGUAUUGUAUUUGUACAGUAAUAGUAUUUGAUGCAUAAAUAAAAUUGUUAAGUUGACAUUUGUGCCCUA
Messenger RNA from Amborella trichopoda, 2082 nucleotides. It is a transcript of the gene PPH, whose product is annotated as pheophytinase. Gene Ontology annotation, cellular component: chloroplast. NCBI's taxonomy places the organism in Eukaryota, Viridiplantae, Streptophyta, Magnoliopsida, Amborellales, Amborellaceae. Gene Ontology annotation, biological process: chlorophyll catabolic process. The record is from RefSeq and is a predicted model, not a curated record. Gene Ontology annotation, molecular function: pheophytinase activity.